Molecule: messenger RNA, 2151 nt
Organism: Cryptococcus deneoformans JEC21
Lineage: Eukaryota; Fungi; Basidiomycota; Tremellomycetes; Tremellales; Cryptococcaceae
Exons: 5
Coding region: 260-2071 (603 amino acids)
Biological process (GO): proteolysis; regulation of proteasomal protein catabolic process; regulation of cell cycle
Cellular component (GO): cytoplasm; SCF ubiquitin ligase complex; nucleus
Molecular function (GO): protein binding; ubiquitin-like ligase-substrate adaptor activity
Source: RefSeq, a predicted model, not a curated record
AGGCCAACAACUUAGAUCCGGGCGGAAGUUUCUGCCUGAGGAGCAUCAUCGCCCUUUUUGUUAUUUUUCCACUGUUCACUAUUGUCCUCUUCGAGUUGGCCAGUCAAACCGCAGCAGUGGGGUAGCUAUCCUCUCAGAACCAGCUACAUAUUCGUUAGCCUUCUCCGAAACUGGCAAGAACCGUACCACGCAUCUUCGUAUACCUCAGUAACCACAUUUCCCGAACUUGAACCGAAAAGCCGAUCAUAUUAUAUCAAUCAUGCUUUCCAUUAAGCGGCAGUCUUCUUUAAGCUCCGAAGAUCCUUCGUCAGAACCACCUUCGGCACUGCCUCCACGCCUCAAAACCAAGCAAAAUGUGCCAGCUUCUUGGUCACCAAAUACGACAGCUUCAAAUCGCCGAAAGCUCGGAGGGCUCUUUGCUGAUUUGGGUAUGCCGACAAGCGGCUCCCCCUUGAAAGCAACUCCAACUAGAGUGGAAUCCACUCCCACUAAAUCCGGGCAAAAGUCCGGUUGGAUGGGCACAUUAUCGUCUCCUAUAACAUCUUUCGCCGACCGACUCGCUGUACUUUCGAUGGUCGCCAACGGUGAAGCCGAUCCAGGGAAGUCUCCUGUCAAACGAAAGGCCAAAUCAAAGCAGGUCAAGGAUUGCAAGGAGUAUUUCACAGACAAUGAGGGUGUCACUUGUGAAAGGAAGCGAGAUAUUGAAGAAGGCUUAAAGUUUGAACAUUUGCCUGAUGACCUUAUCUUGGAAGUUCUCCUCCACCUACCACCAACACCACAAGCACUUUCGUCGGUGUCUAGUCUAUCAAAACGCUUCUAUAACCUCUCCCGCGCACCUAUCUUAUGGGCACGAAUAUUCAAUGCUGCCGGUUAUACAUCCCAGUUAUCCAAGGAGGUACUGGAGCGAGGUUUAGGAGUAUGGGAGGGGCCUAGAGGACAAUGGGACGGAUUAACAUGGGUGACGGAAACUCAAGAUACUAUCGAUGAGAUUGAAGAAAAGGUGCCUCCCGAGUACAUCCCAAUACACUAUCCUACUCUUCAUCGUACCGCCUGCACACUUCCUCAACUCAUUCGAUCACUAUUACCAGCUCACCGAGCAUCAUUUUCAACACUAUCAAGUCAUACGGAAAGUGUCUACUGCGUUCAGUCAGUGGGGAACUGGCUCAUCACAGGUUCAAGGGAUCGAAGCAUCAAAGUAUGGAGGUUGCCGCCUGUCAACAGUGAUGAAGAAGCGAGACUUGUUACCACAAUACCCAAUGCGCAUAACGGAAGUGUCUUGGGUCUCUGCUUUGAACUCGAUGAUAAAGAGAGAGGAUUACUGGUUACUUCCUCCUCCGAUUGUACCGCUUCCAUCUGGUCUCUGGAUUUAUCACCCUACCCUCAAAGAAAAUCAGUAGCAGUGACCAAGUUGCAAAACCUUUUGCAUCCUCUGGCGGUCCUUGAUGUUGCCUUGACAUCUUCAUCCAUCGUCACCGCUUCCAAGGAUUGUCAUGUCCGUGUCUACUCUCGAGACUCGUUUGAGCUUGUCCACCUACUCACAGGACAUCGUGGUCCAGUGAACUGCGUCACGCCGCGCAAGGUCGAUUGGACCAGCCGGGAAAAGGGUGAACAGAGGGAAGAGGUCGUGUCCGCUAGUGGGGAUGGGAGCUGGAUAGUGUGGGAUAUAAAAAAUGGAUGCCAGCUGAAAAAGGGUGCUGAUGUCGGGAGAGGUCUUGCUUGUGUUGCAUGGGAGGAUGAUUACAUUCUUACGGGAGACAAUGAAUGCCUUGUCAAGUUGUAUGACGCCGAGACAUGUAAACUUCUCAAAGUAUUCCAAGGACAUAGUAAUCUUGUAAGAGCCGUAGCUCUGAGGGUAAGGGAUGGGAUGGCGAUUAGUGGCAGCUACGACGAAAGUGUCAUGAUAUGGGACUUACAUACCGGUCAUCUAAUCAAGCGCCCAACGCUUGGGCAUCACUCCCUCAUUUUCGACCUUGAGAUGAGCUGUAAACGAUUGAUCCUAGUUGGUCAUGGGCAUUCUGUGCAAGUCUUGACUUGGGGCAAAGGCCUGCCUUAUGUAGAUUUCUUUGUCUGAGGAGGCUCAUAAAUAUAUGUUAUACAUAGAUAUUAUGUUGUACCAUGUAUAAUACAGCAUCAACCGCAUGAAAUAAUCAA